AUGUUAGCUCGUGCGGCCAAACCGGUCCAUGUCUGCCUGCGAUGCCAGAGAAAUCUUGCCAGGGCCAACUUCAAUUCACCAGGAGCCGCAGAGUCCGUCAACCGUUGUGUACCGCGACGAUGGCAGAGUGCAGCGACACACCCGCUGAUACACGAGGCAGUCGCCGACGACGACAAAGACAAUAAAAAUUUCUCUGAAAGCAAUUUACAACCCGAUCCGACAAGCCCACCUCGGCCCAGUGUCCGACGCCUGAACUUUCGCAAAUGGACGCCCAAACCAACCGCCCAACUCGGUGUCAACUCCCUUGGGAAACCCGCAGAGGUUUUGCUCCUCCCUACGAGAGAUCGGCGAAUACCACAAGUUCCGAAGGACGAAGGAACGGAAAAGAUGCUAGGAAGUACAUUACAGGAGUCCAUCGACUCGGAGAACGUCCCGCUCAGCGGGCAGAAGCUGGCAGAGAACAUUGAGCAGGUUCGUUCCUUGGUUGGCAAGAUGCGCGGACAGCUGGAAAAGCACGAAUGGACAGCCCUGAAAAGGCAUCUGGCCAACGGGUUUCAAAAAGCGCAAUUGAAAAAGUACAUCCGUCUGCGCAAAGGCAACUUCUCUUCGUCAGAGGAUCUCGAUAAGUGCAACAAAAGGGAAAUCAUCAAGUACUUGGUCGAAGAAGUCUGGGGCUUUACUACUCCAGUACAAGAUGAGUCUGCCGCUCCUCCGGGCAAACAGUCGAAGAUGGUCCUCUCUUUGCGGGAACCCGUCAAGCUCGACCACCUGUUGAUGCAUCCUAGUGAGCCUUUGAAAAGAAUCGCCGAGGAGCUAGAUGUUCAAUUCGAUGUUUAUCCGUCUCAAUGCAGGAUUAGAGCGAUGGGAUCCAAAGCCAAUGCUCAGCAAGCACUACAAAGGAUUUCUCGAUACACAAAAAAUCUGGGACAAAUUGUCAUACAACUGAAGGGAUCUCGGUAUGCCAUGUACCAAGACCCCGCUUCGAAGGACUAUCUCAACGCGUACCUGAAAUCGAUCCAACGAAAAUACCAAGGCUUGAAUAUUGGGAUGGACGAGCAAUGCAUCAGAAUUGUCCACCUUGGCAACCCCCGUGGUGCUGAUCAGGCUCGCCGCGAGAUCUUGCUUUCUGUUCCAACAGAGAAUCUUUCAGAGAAGUCAGCCAUCUGGCCACCGAUGGGCAUAUCAGCAACUGCGCUUCAGCCUUUCCCAACUCCGUCCGAAUUUCCUGCGAUAUUACAUCAUUCCCAGUGGGCGAGGCUGGUAUCUAGUUCCCCGAGUUCGAAGACUUCCAAAGCUAUUACUCGCAAGACUGCUGCACUCGCACCACUUCUGCAAGGUUUGCGAGAGACAUUUGACCCAAGCACUAGGAUUCACAAUACAGGCAACCGACAAGAACUCUACUAUGAUAUGGCCGCUAGGUUUGGUCAGGCUUUGAUACAAAAGCUUCCACGAGCAGUUGAAGGUGGUGUCGAUAAAGACACCACUGGCUCAGCGGAGGGGCAGGGUGGGUCGACAAUCGCUAUCCUAGCACGAGGUUGUAAACCUGAAAAGUCUGAGAUUCGCGAGCACAAUCCAUCAACAAAGAACCAACGAGCGGAGGAUGGCUUUUCCCAGGUUCAGAGAAAUGCAUCGAAUGUCGUGAACCAUGAGCCUCAUUCUGACACUACAUCGAAAGCCCAAGAUGCAGAUGGUGAAGAUGAAAGAGAAGCACUAUUAGAGCGGCCAGCCCCAACACAAAAGACUGAAAUGAAACGCUUCGUGGGAGGAGGUCCAUUCCUGGCACAGCACCUUGCGCUCAUGGCAUCCUGGACCCAAGCGCCAUUGGAAGCCUCGAAGGAUGUAGACAAAAAUGCCCGCGCGAUACUGCGCCUGGAGCUCUUACCGAUUUCAACCUCGAAAGGCUUGCCGACUUUUGAAAUAUAUGUUACCGCAGGCGAAUCCGUCGGUGGACAGCGACCUCGACUCAAAAUCAUUCGGGUAGCGGCCAUUCACCAUGAAACUCAUUUUACGGUGCUGUGUCCACAGAACGACAUCGACGUGCAAUUCACUCAGCAGCUCAAGCAAGAUCUCGUAUACCCUGGAUCUGCCGAGACCGACGUUGCGCGACUCUUGAUCAAUGCCUUGCGUGGCUACAUCGGCAAUGCACAAGCCCGCGGUUCGUCAGAUUGGGUGUUUCUACCAUUUCUCACCCUGCAGGUCCAUCACAGUUUGUUGGACGCGCACAAACGCAUCCAGCAUGCUGUCACCCAAAGUGAAGGUACAGGAACUCGAGGCGCGGCGGAGACAGAAAGCAAGAAGAGCACCCCCGGGAUGGUCGAAAAGAAGCACGAAUAUAUUCUCCGAUCAGUGGAUGUUGUUGACGUUGAUUCGCGGCUGUUCUCAGUCCACUCGGCUUCCAAGCUCCCGAAGAACAAGUCUAGCCUCAAUUCAACGUCCAAGCACAGCCCUCAGCCAACAGCAAACUUUUGCUUAGAUCACGUCACGUAUACGGGCGCAGUUGCCACGAGACAAGAGCUUCGCCUCGCAGAGCGACCUUUGCUGUACGCUCCCAACUUGGCGCAGCCGGACUUUCCUACAUUCGUGAAGGCAGCGUUGGAAGUGGCGAAGCGACUGGGUGAGAAUCGUGUGGAGCCAGCUCUUGGCCAGACUUUUCUCUGA
Molecule: messenger RNA, 2658 nt
Organism: Cladophialophora psammophila CBS 110553
Lineage: Eukaryota; Fungi; Ascomycota; Eurotiomycetes; Chaetothyriales; Herpotrichiellaceae
Exons: 1
Coding region: 1-2658 (885 amino acids)
Source: RefSeq, a predicted model, not a curated record